AUGUCCGGCUGGGCUGCCUACAUCACCAACUUGACCGCCGCCUCAUCCCACAUCCAGAAAGCGGCCAUCGUCGGAUUCCCCGAUGCCGCUGUGUGGGCUCGGUCAGAGGGCGCCAACCAAUUUCAGGCAACGGAGGCCGAGCUGAAGACGUUGGUGAGCGGCUUCAACAACCCGAUGGAGGUGCCGGCCCGGGGAGCCGAUCUCGAAGGAGUGCACUACAUCGUCCCCAGGGCUGAUGAGAAGGUCAUCUUUGGCAAGCAGGGAAAGAGCGGAUUCUUCGCCGUCAAGACUGCUAAAGCGGUGCUGGUAGCCAUCUACAAGGGCGAGUCGGCCGAGGGAUCCGAGGUUCGGGCUGCCGUCGAGAAAUUGGCCGAGUAUCUGGCCAGCACCGGGUAU
This is a messenger RNA of Mesorhabditis spiculigera, 396 nucleotides long. NCBI's taxonomy places the organism in Eukaryota, Metazoa, Nematoda, Chromadorea, Rhabditida, Rhabditidae. The record is from the annotation of a GenBank genome assembly.